This is a messenger RNA of Eurytemora carolleeae, 1917 nucleotides long. RefSeq names its product minor histocompatibility antigen H13. Gene Ontology annotation, biological process: membrane protein proteolysis. The transcript has 8 exons. Gene Ontology annotation, molecular function: aspartic endopeptidase activity, intramembrane cleaving. The record is from RefSeq and is a predicted model, not a curated record. Lineage: Eukaryota; Metazoa; Arthropoda; Copepoda; Calanoida; Temoridae. Gene Ontology annotation, cellular component: membrane; cytoplasmic side of endoplasmic reticulum membrane; lumenal side of endoplasmic reticulum membrane. Bases 75 to 1205 code for a protein of 376 amino acids.
UAAUGUUGUUGUGUGUCAUGUGCUAUAACAGUGUUAAUCUUUCAGAGAUAGUUCUAAAUACUUAGAGCUUAAAUAUGUCAGAAGAAGUGAUAACUGAAGCCGUGGAGGCAGCAGGAGAGUCGGUUGUUGAGGCAGUUGCUGAAGCAUUGAAUGGAACAGCUACUAAGGUUCCAGCUACCCCUGAAGGCAUGAUGAUCGCCUACGGUAGUUUGGUUCUCAUGGCUCUGUUUCCAAUCUUCAUUGGAUCCUAUAGAUCUGUUAAGUCUCAUAGAGAUCAACAAGAAAAUCUGGUUAAAACCGGUGAGCAGCCUGAGACCAUGACGCAGAAAGACGCAAUGAUGUUCCCGAUUAUUGCGUCUUGUGCACUGUUCGGACUUUACAUCGUCUUCCAGGUGUUCGGUAAAGAAUACAUCAACCUCCUUCUCACCUUCUACUUCUUCGUGUUGGGCAUCUUCGCCUUGUCUCACAUGAUGUCUCCCAUCAUCCUUAAGCUGAUCCCCGGCGCUCUCCCCGUUAUUCCCUUCCAUCUACGGUUCGACCAGGGAGAGGGAGACGCCAAGGAAUCUGUUCUAGACUACGAGUUCAAUACUCAUGAUCUGAUUUGUGUUGCCCUCUGCUCUGGUGUUGGUGUCUGGUAUAUAUUGAAAAAACACUGGCUUGCAAACAAUCUACUCGGACUAGCGUUUGCAGUGAACGGCGUUGAGCUCCUCCACUUGAACAACGUUGCUACCGGCUGUAUUCUCCUGAGUGGUCUCUUCUUCUACGAUAUCUUCUGGGUGUUUGGAACUGAUGUUAUGGUCACAGUCGCUAAAUCCUUCGAGGCUCCUAUCAAACUAGUCUUCCCACAGGACCUGAUGGAGAACGGAUUGAACGCCACCAACUUCGCUAUGCUCGGGUUGGGGGAUAUCGUUAUCCCGGGAAUAUUUAUAGCUCUCCUUCUCAGAUACGAUCAUAGUCUCAACAGGAAAUCUCAUUUCUACUUCUACGCAACCUACCUAGCUUAUAUCUCUGGCCUGCUGAUGACAAUAUUUGUUAUGCACGUGUACAAGCAUGCACAACCUGCACUUCUCUACCUUGUACCAGCCUGUCUAGGAGUACCCCUUCUUCUUGCCCUGGUUCGUGGCGAUAUCAAAUCCAUGUUCAAGUACGCCGACAACCCCGAGCUGGAACAAGAGAACAAGGAAGAAACGAAAAAAGAAAACUAAAAGAAAAUAUAUAAAAUCAACCCGUAUCAGCAUCUCAUUCCUCAUCCAUCUUCAAUUCUUAUCCAUCUGAGUCACCUCAGUUCUUACUUCCACAUUAUUCAAUGCACGACCCUUGCUUUGAGAUUUAGAAUUUCCUGAGAUCAAAUUUUGCCAUCGGAAUUCCAGUUCCUAUCAACCUGUUAUUUCUAGUUUUAUUUUACUAUGACAGAUUUAAGUUUAGGGAUUAGGGAAUCUUCAUUCUAUCAUUUGCUUAUUUAACAGUUCCAAAUUCCUUCUGACGUGUUUAAAAUAAACCUAAAAAUAUCCUUGUAAAUGUGAAAAGUUCAUGGAUGUUAUGUGUUUAAAGCUUAUUUAUGUACUUUAAUGCUUCCUGAAAUGUGUCUACAUUGACACCCUAUGAAUUUAUCAGAACUAGGAUUAAACUAAAUUUUUGUCUUAAGAACAUAUUUAGAUCAAUCCAAUUUGCCUAAAAACCAAUCCAGCAUUAAUCUUGAAAAUUUUUCCUUUAAAACGUUCCCGCAAACAAAAAUUUAUAAAAGCAAUUUUUCAAGCUACACGAUCCUACCAACUUGUUAGCUUUGCACAAAUCUGAAGUUCAUUAAAUUAAUUUCCAAGAUUUUAUUAUUUUUGUACAUUGUGAUCUAUUCUGAACGUUGUUGUUGUUGUGUUUAUUGUAACUGGAGAAAGUGUCUAAAUAUAGGUUGUUUUGUUA